This is a messenger RNA of Drosophila albomicans, 1339 nucleotides long. RefSeq names its product UPF0687 protein C20orf27 homolog. NCBI's taxonomy places the organism in Eukaryota, Metazoa, Arthropoda, Insecta, Diptera, Drosophilidae. The transcript is spliced from 2 exons. The record is from RefSeq and is a predicted model, not a curated record. The coding region runs from base 186 to 731 and encodes 181 amino acids.
UAGUUUACUCUAUUGUUUGGCGUCGAUAGCAUUCGCGUCUCUGUGUUAUUGCUGGCAAUUAAAAGAAGUUAUUGUAGCGACUUAUAAUUUGAGACGUCUUUCUGAACAACAAAUAGCGUGCAAAACAAUAGUUUGCAUUAGACAAUCAACAAUUUGCAUUUACACAGUACACUACAGCAGAUAAAAUGACUGAUUGCGCCACCGACGCCGUCGAGCAACCGUCAGAUCAUCAUGUACACUUCGAUGCGGCGACCCUGAAGACUGAUGACUUUGGUUCCGACAGCUGUGUGACAUAUCAAAGGUCGGGCGACACAAUUGCCAUAAGUCUGGGCUUUCUCCAAAUCAAUCAUCGGUAUCUGAUCGAUCUCAAUUUGCCGGUGACGCUGUUCAACAACACCGGCACGCCCGAUACGAAAUUCGAGCCGGUUGUGAGCGCCACACCGAAUCUGCACUGUCGGAUCACCGAGUUCACUGGGACCAAACACGAUGAGCAUGAUUUCUACGAGAUGAAGAUCGAGUUCUUUGCCUACAAGGAGAAACUGUUGCGCGAAACGCUGCACAUCGUCAACUCGAGCAAUGCAAAGGAAGUGCUCCAGCUGGUGAUUGCCGCCCGAGUGCUGGGCAAGGGCAAGGGAACGCCCAUGCUGCGAACUGGCAUCCAUUGCAUAGGUGUGGAACGGGAUGAUGAUGAAUCGGAGGCAUCGGAUUUCGCUGGCUUUGACAAGCCGUAGAAAGGCGCGACGAACUUGAGACUUCUUCUUCAUUUUCUGGGGUUAUAUUUUGCAUAGUGUUUAAGUCCAAAUAUUAUAUUAUUCAUAACAUCAUAUUGUAUAUGUAAUGUUAACUUAUGCGAGUUUAUAUAUAUAUAUAUAUAUAUCUUAUACUCCUUGUCCUUGUCAUCCAUAGAGCAUUAGCAUUUCGUUAGUACGCUGAAAGAGCUUAACGCAUCAGCGUGUACUUAAAUUCGAUAAUUUAUUCAUUGUAUUUGUUUUGUUAAGUUGUGUGUGUAUCAUAAUUUAGUUGGCAAUGCAAAUGCCAUUCAAAUGUGUCACGAUUUCUAGUAUUAUCAAUUGAGUUGUAACCCCUUCCUCCCUCUUUCUACUUUCACAUAGUUGAUCUAUGUCUAGUUAUUCAAAGAAAUCACCUUGCUCACAUAACCCGGAAAAUUCUCACAGCUCGCAACUCAAUGCUCAAUCUAUCACAGCACUCCGGACAACAACUUUGACCAAUUUGCAGGCCUUUUUGUAAUGAAUAAUAUAUACAUAUAUAUAUGAAAUCUAGUGUAUAAAAAGACGGUGUAUAGAACUUAUACUCAAUGAAUAAAUCAAUAUUUAAUCGA